Cheilinus undulatus (humphead wrasse) is the source of this 1963-nucleotide messenger RNA. RefSeq names its product peroxiredoxin like 2C (gene prxl2c). NCBI's taxonomy places the organism in Eukaryota, Metazoa, Chordata, Actinopteri, Labriformes, Labridae. The record is from RefSeq and is a predicted model, not a curated record. The transcript is spliced from 6 exons. The coding region runs from base 95 to 772 and encodes 225 amino acids.
CAGCACAUGGGCGUAAAUUUCCAGCCACCAGCUCUUCCACCCUGAACGCAACCUCCUAAAAUAGCAGUGCGACUUCAGGAAGCCUCAGGAAAAGAUGGCUGAAACUCUUUCACCGAUAACUCGUCAAGUUACUAAAGAAAACCAUGAAACCUGGACUCCGUCUGUCGAUAUUUGUCUUGAGGACGUGGAAGACUGUUUGAUUUACGAUCGACACGGAGUCCCUAUUCCGUUCAAGAAAUUAUAUCAAGACAGGAAAUCGGUGAUAAUUUUCGUCCGGAAUUUCCUGUGCUACAGCUGUAAAGAGUAUGUGGAUGACUUGAGCAAAAUCCCCAGAGAAACCCUGGAGGAGGCAGAUAUAAGACUGGUUGUGGUUGGUCAGUCUGCAUACCAUCAUAUAGAGCCAUUCUGCUCUCUGACUGGGUAUCCUUAUGAGAUAUACGUGGACCCAGAGAGGAACAUUUAUCAAAAGAUGGGGAUGAAAAGAGAGGAGAUAUUUACAGACUCAGCUAACCCCAGUCCCCAUGUGAAGUCUGGUUUAUUUAUGGGACAAAUGAAGAGUAUUUGGAGGGCCAUGACCAGCCCCCUUUUUGACUUCCAGGGUGACCUUCAACAGCAGGGAGGAUCCAUUAUUGCAGGCCCAGGCUCUCAAGUUCAUUUCGUCCAUUUUGAUACAAACCGUCUGGACCACAUGCCCAUUAACUGGCUCCUGCAGCUCGCUGGAGCUCAACAGACUCUGGACUUUGGUGAUAAACCAAAGAUCAUCCAUGUGUAGACAGCUGUUGGCCUGAUGUUUGGUGCCACAUUUAUAAUAACUCGUGCAGGGAUGUUCAUAUUUAAUAACAUUAUUUUUCACCAAAAAUUUGCAAAAAUUGAGAGUAAAUUUCCACUUUAUUCUCUGACAGCAGUUGUAUAUCAUUAUUUUUGCACUGAUUGAUUACUUAAUGCUUUGUCGAUUGUGAAGGUUCAUUUUUUGCAUUUGAAAACAUAUUUAACAAUUUUAUUGCAAACUGGAUACACAGUUUUACUUGGCAGAGAAGGCUCUUCUCGAAAGAUGCUUCCUGGGUAAAUCAAGCAGCAUGCUUUUACUUAGCAUGAAUCUGAAUGUAAUGGUGUAACAAACUUUAUGCAAGAAAGGAGGAGGCUGGGGUGGUGGAAGUUAUGCUUUUACAGCUGUGUGGUGCAUCAGCAUUAAUUCAAGCAGGGAUUAGUGAGAAAUAUGUCUUAGUUAAAUACACCACUGUGUUGAGAAAAAGAGCUGUGAUUGGCUGUGGGAGCUGGGAGGCGAUAAUUAGGAUCAGCUGGCUGUCAGCUGAUCACAGCUGGGCUUAUGACUACCCUGUCCUGCAUGAACUAAACUAGGCUUCACUGCAUGAUUUGGGACACACUACCCUGUUGAGAUUAGUGUAGUAUUAAAUAUCCUGCAGUGACAUAUGUUAACAGAAGUUUGUGAUUUGAACUGCACUACAUUUCUUUCUUUUUAAUUAUCAGUAGUGUCAAAAAUAAAAAAAAGCUGUAGCUUUCCAGUCAUGCUUUGAAGCAUACGAGAAAGAGCAUUUUUACUGAAUUACACAUACGUUGAAAAUGAAACUUAACAUGGCACAAAAGUUUGCUUGCAAUGUUUAAUUACAACAAAAUAUGGGAUAGGACUUAUGUUUUUGUUACUGUGGUGCUGAAACAGAAUCAAGUUACAUUUUUACUAUUGUCAUAUCAAAGUUUAAAAUCUUGACAACCCUAGAAUGUACUACAAUCAAUAUUUGUCUAGGCCAUUUUUACACGUUCUAUCUUUUCAAUCUGUCGUCAUUACAAUGCCAUGUUUUGGAAACACUAUUCCCUUUGUUGAAGAAUAUAGAUUAUUUUUUGGUUUAUAUUCAUGAACAGUUCGUUACAACUGCCUCUGGUCAGGCUUGUCCAUCACAAUCUUUUUAAUAUGAUCAUCUUUACUGUGUUUAUUGUAAUGUAAUUA